CAUUGAUAUUUAUGAAUCCGAGCAUAUUCAUGCUUGCUUAUUUGGCUUCAAAAGCUGUGAUUUUCUGUUCCCGUUACACGAUCAUCCGGAUAUGUACGGAUUUGUGAAAGUUCUUCGUGGUGCCCUAGGAAUUAACUCAUAUACCGAACUUUCUUAUGAUGAAAAAGAAGCACUGAAAUGGACUAAAUCGAACGCUCUAUCAUCUAACGUUACCAUUGCCAGAUUCGAAGGUAUCAGUAAUCGCUGGCGUAGUGAUGAUUGCGUAUGUUUGGGUCCUAAAUUUGGUAAUAUUCAUUCGUUGGCACCACUUGAAAAUGGUACAGCAUUUUUUGAUUUAUUAAUGCCCGGUUAUGGUGAUAAGCCAUGUACGUAUUUUAAAAAUAUUAUACAGAAUCCAAAAUUAAAACAAGUAUGUUUGCUUCAAAAAACUGCUGAACCAGAGGAUUAUUAUUGUCAACUUCUACCUUAUGAGAAAAUUAAGGCACUUUAA
Acanthocheilonema viteae is the source of this 490-nucleotide messenger RNA. The record is from the annotation of a GenBank genome assembly. Lineage: Eukaryota; Metazoa; Nematoda; Chromadorea; Rhabditida; Onchocercidae.